AUGGUAUCCACCAUAGCGGGCAUCUUCUCUAUCCUCAACACCAUCCAGUUCUUCAUCUUUGAUCUGAAUCAGAUAACACACAUUGGCUUCGAAGACAAAUACAGCAUCUACCUGGACAUGAACUCUGAGGUCUCAACCUGGGCUGUGGUCUACAGGCACAACAUCAGCACCGGCCUGUCCAUCACCACCAUCACCGUCAGCUGCUUCCUCCUCUUCUGCCUCGACAAGAACAUGCUCGUCGGGCUGAUCAUCUACGUCCUGUGGAUCACUGUUUAUGAGCUCUUCAGCUUCACCAUGGUGGUGCUCAUCCACGGCACCAUCAAGGAGCAGUUCAAGGACCUCGGCCACCUGUAUCUGCUCUUGCAAAUCUUCCGCAUGCUCCUGCACUUCACCUCUCUGCCGUUCAUCGUCAAGCACGGCUACACGCUCUACAAGGACCCCAAGACGGUGAGCAUAGCCGGCCGCCGCAAGCGCUCCUCCAUCAGCACGGUGGACUCGUGGCCGCCCAUUCCUGUCGGCCUGAGCUCUUUGUACCGCAAAACAAACUGA
Messenger RNA from Microtus oregoni (creeping vole), 549 nucleotides. RefSeq names its product transmembrane protein 217-like. Bases 1 to 549 code for a protein of 182 amino acids. The transcript has a single exon. Lineage: Eukaryota; Metazoa; Chordata; Mammalia; Rodentia; Cricetidae. The record is from RefSeq and is a predicted model, not a curated record.